Molecule: messenger RNA, 2139 nt
Organism: Bufo gargarizans (Asiatic toad)
Lineage: Eukaryota; Metazoa; Chordata; Amphibia; Anura; Bufonidae
Product: transient receptor potential cation channel subfamily V member 6-like
Exons: 15
Coding region: 27-2087 (686 amino acids)
Biological process (GO): calcium ion import across plasma membrane
Cellular component (GO): membrane
Molecular function (GO): calcium channel activity; protein binding
Source: RefSeq, a predicted model, not a curated record
CAUCGACCAUUGACUACGGCAACGUCAUGUUGAAUCCACUCAAGGAAAGGAUAAGCAGUUGGGCUGCAAAACAUCAGUCACCCAAGGAGGAGAAAGCGGAGCUGCUCCAGAGGAAACGGAUCCAAGAGCUUCCACUCCUACGAGCUGCAAAGGAAAAUGAUAUUCAACGACUAAAGAAACUUCUAGAAGAUGAGACCUGUGAUCCAUUCCAGAGAGGAGCGGUGGGAGAGACAGCAUUGCAUGUGGCGGUCCAGUAUGAAAACUUGGAGGCCGCAGAAAUUCUACUGGAUGAAGCUCCUGAGCUAAUUAACCAGCCCAUGACCUCUGAUGUCUAUAAAGGUCAGACGGCAUUACAUAUUGCUACGGUCAAUCAGAACGGCAACCUCGUUGUAGAGCUGAUACGUAGAGGUGCCGAUGUCUCUUCACCUCGAGCUACAGGGAAGUUCUUUGCACUUAGUAAAAAGAAUCUCUUUUACUUUGGUGAGCAUAUACUGACCUUUGCGGCAUGUGUAAUGGACAUUGAGAUUGUGAAGAUACUUCUAGAUCAUGGAGCUGAUCUUCAUGCCACAGACUUUUGGGGUAACUCCGUUCUACACAUCCUUGUUCUUCAACCCAACAAAAGUCUAUCGUGCCAGAUGUUUGACUACCUCUUAUCACAGGAUGGUGGAAAAACUCUAAUUCACAGUCAGAAUAGACGGGGACUUACACCACUGCAGUUGGCUGCUUUUGAAGGAAAUGUGGUUAUGUUCCAGCACUUAAUUCAGAAGAAAAGAAAAAUACAAAGUACAUAUGGUCCUCCUGUCACCACCAUGAUGUAUGACAUGUCAGAAAUUGAUUCUUGGGAAGAUCAGCCAUCAGUGCUUGAGAUAAUUGCAUCAUCCAACAAGAGUCAAGCUCAUAAAAUACUGAAUAUUUCUCCAGUUAAGGAGCUCCUUGAAAAUAAAUGGAACUCUAUAGGGAGGCCAUACACCUGGUUCCUGGCCUUAGUGUAUGUUUUGUAUAUGAUCUGCUUCUCCCUAUGUUGCGCCAACCGCCCUCUGAUGCCACGAGAAGAAAACAUCACAGACCUCAGAGAUAUUACUCUGUAUGUUAAGAAACCCCUGAAGGAAUCUUAUUUAACAUAUUCUGAUCAUCUAAGACUUGUGGGAGAGGUGAUUUCAGUCAUCGGAGCUUUAAUACUUUUGUUGAGCGAGCUUUCAGACAUCUCUAGAAAUGGUUUGAAGUACUUCAUCAGUCACACAUUCUGGAGAAAUCAAUUCAGCAUAAUCAAAAUUUCCUACUCUUGUCUGAUCUUGGUCAUCCUUGUUCUGCGUUUGACUGAUUCAGAAGAAAUUUACCCCAUGGCUGUGGCCUUAGUACUGGGCUGGUGUUAUACCAUGUACUUUGCCCACGGCUUCCAAAUGCUGGGACCAUUUACCAUCAUUAUUCGAAAGAUGGCUGCUAGUGACCUCCUGAAGUUCUGCUGGCUCAUGGCUGUGGUGGUUUGUGGUUACAGUUUAGCCUUCUAUGUCUCUUUCCAGACAGUAGAUCAACAAGCCUUUGGUGCGUUUUCCCCCUAUAUAAUGUCCCUGAUUAGCACCUACUGGCUAUUCUGUAAUAUUCUUAAUGGACCAGCCAACUAUACCGUCGAUUCCCCAGUGAUGUACAGCCCCAUUUAUGGCUCUUUUUAUACCCUUGCCUUCCUCCUCAUGUUCAAUCUGCUCAUCGCAAUGAUGGGAGACACACAAGGAGCAAUGACAAAGAAGAAAGAAGAGUUAUGGAAAGCAGAGAUCAGUGGUGCCACAGUAAAGAUGGAGCAAAUAUUUCCAAAAUGUCUUCGUUUUGGGUCAAAAUCCGAUGAGCAAGACUUGGAAGAAAGGCAAUAUAUUUGCGUGGAAGAGCGGAAGUGGCACUCAUACCACCUAUAUGAAGUCAGUGGGUCAUCAAGUGAUGAUGAAUCAGAUGAAGACAUGCCAUCUCAGAAGUCACAGGAGAGGAAUCCAGGCCUAGAUCCCCAAGAGGCGAUCAGAACAGUUACUGUUGAUGGAACUGAAGACAGAGCAAACGUUGAUCAAAAUGACAAUGCCGUUUGGCAAGCAGAUAUAUGAGCUUUAAGAGUUUUGAAUUAAUCGACAGGGUGAUUCAAAUACAAUGGUGCAA